AGCUGCGCAGCGUGUGGGAUCAAUUGCGGCGCAGUGGUCACCGUAGUCCUUGCCACAAGUACAAUUUACAUCGAACGACGGUAACAUCCCCGUCUGGUAGCUCUCGCUUUCUAUCCAGCGCGCUGAUUGCGACUGUUAGCAGAGGACUUCGUCAGGCUUGCCCCUGUGACUGGCACAGAGCGUUCAUCGAGCACAGCGUCGUAACACCGGGAAACGACGGCCUGACAAUCCCAAAUCCACCUUUUCAUCAACAGUACCAACGAUGGUUGUUCUUACUGAGAAGGAUAUUGUCCCUCCACCACCUUACUUUGCUAUCGAGAACGACGACACUCACCCUUCAUCGAAGCUCUACUCUACUUCUGCUCGAGCAAUCUCCCGAUCCACUUCUUCGGUGGCCCUUGCCUCGUCCUCGUCUCAAUCGCACCUUGGCAGAAGACCGCGGAAAACAGCUCCGUCGCUGCCAUCUCACGUCCUGCUUCUUAUCGUCUAUUCUACGCUUCCUCGACUGGGAGAGUACAGAUAUAAAUUCGUCGUUGAAAAUGGCAUAAGGACGAAAGUGCAAGAGAGGGAGAGGGAAAGUAACGAGGAAUUUGCUGUCAGAACGACAAGAACACUUUACUGGAUGGCAUUUUGCUUGAGAAGUGUCAGUAGGGGAUUCUAUCUUGCUGCAAUGCAUAUACUAAGGUCGACGUUCCUACCGCAUUACAUGCAACGCGUCCGUCCGCCUUAUUCGUCUGAUCCGUUCCCGCAUACAUCACUGUCUUCACAUCGUCCUGGCGAUCCCUCAAGUGCAAGGUCGGGUGCACAUGGAACACAAACAUCUAUAUCAGUUGUCAGCUCCAUGCAAUGCGAGUCUGAGGUACUCGACAGGUACAUUCUCCACCAACUGCACGAAGACGUCUUCGCAGACGACUCGAGCCUAAAUCUCGCUCAUCCUGAGAGACUUCGCGAUCUAUUUGACUUCAUGCAGCCCCGAGCAAGAUUGAUGGACCUUGUACGCAUGUACGGGGUUGGUGCAGGAUUGAUCAGUUUAUCGGAUUCGGACGCCGACGCUGAGAUCGAGUCUGCCAUCGGAACGGCAAGUUUCAUGGCAGAUACCCGCGAGAACGAAUGUCGAAAGGGCAGCUCACUGACAGGGAUGAACCUCAAGGCAAAGAUGGCUCGAUCAACGUCCACACUCACGCUCGUCAAUUCUCCGCCUUCUCCAAGCCCGUCCUCUACUUCAUACGCGAAGAGUUACACUUACUCUCCUCCUUCCUUACGUAUACCAAGUUCCUCGAUCCGUCAACAACAAAGAAGGAAGAAGAUCCCAUAUCCCGCUCUACGCAUCUUCUUCUCUCCUAGACAAGUUGGACUUAUCUAUACUGCCCCUCCUUCGAAUAUUGGGACUUCCACGCGGGCAAGUACGAGUGCGCCAAGAACGAUCGUUAACCUUGCUCGUACACGCGAAGAAUCGUUAGAGAGGUCUGCGAGUCGAUUGGUGAUGGGGUUGAAGGCUUGGAUGGAGGGUCAUGCGUGACCAGAUGCGACUUUUUUCUUAUGGAGUUUUCAAGUUUAAUUGUUAAAUUUGCAUGUUGUGCUUUGUUAUUGUUUUAUUUUGCUGUAUACAUGUGUAGGAAAGUAUCGUUUUUGUUUUAGAGGAUGAAUAAAC
Molecule: messenger RNA, 1651 nt
Organism: Fomitiporia mediterranea MF3/22
Lineage: Eukaryota; Fungi; Basidiomycota; Agaricomycetes; Hymenochaetales; Hymenochaetaceae
Exons: 3
Coding region: 263-1519 (418 amino acids)
Source: RefSeq, a predicted model, not a curated record